Molecule: messenger RNA, 1083 nt
Organism: Helianthus annuus (common sunflower)
Lineage: Eukaryota; Viridiplantae; Streptophyta; Magnoliopsida; Asterales; Asteraceae
Exons: 2
Coding region: 1-1083 (360 amino acids)
Molecular function (GO): nucleic acid binding; zinc ion binding
Source: RefSeq, a predicted model, not a curated record
AUGCCUCCUAGAAGAAGUGUGAACAACCAACGUAUCGAGAAUAACGACAUCCCUAUUGAGACCCACAUUGCUAACGCUGUCCAUACGGCUAUCGCGAGUUUGGGUCCAAACUUGUUGCAACAGCUUCAACAAAAUAACAACAACGGGCCACCAGGAGGUAAUAACAAUAAUGGACCACAAGGGGGUAAUAACAACAACGGCCCUCAAGGCGGAAAUGCUAACCCUCCUAUUGCCAUUCAUGAUUGGCUUGAUCGCUUCCAAACGUUAAAGCCAAAAUCGUUUAGUACCCCUGCUACUCCCGUCGAGGCGGAAAACUGGAUUGCUCAUAUCGAGAAAAAUUUUGAAGUGUUGGGUGUGAAUGACGAAUUCAAAGUCAGGCUUGCUGGUUACAAAUUGGAGGACGAUGCUCAUAGGUGGUGGAAGACUUUGAAGAAUGCUCGUGGAGGAGAUAAUUAUGCAGCCACACUUCCUUGGAAUGAGUUUCGCACAUUGUUAUAUCAGCAGUAUUUCACUGAUGCUGACCUCAGGGGGGACGAUGAGCUUAUUAUGCAGGGGGACGAUGAGCUUAUUAUGGAGUUUAAAACUCGUUCGCUAGAGCAGCAAACCAACACUUUCAAGUGGGCUAUAUGUGACCGUGAUAGGAAGUUUAUUCUGAAUCUCCAUUUCACUGAUAUUAAUGAGAUUGUUGUAGCGGUCAAAAACUUGGAUAAUGAUAAGAAGCAUCGCCAGAGGACGUUGGAUGAUAAUCGUAUGCGACCAAGGGAAGAUAACCAGAGUAAUUCUUCUUUUCAAGGUGGCAAUGAUCAAUCUCGAGACCAUAGGCACCGUUCUGACAGGAAUUACGACAACCAGAUACAGCAAGACAAACAAAACAUGCCACAAUAUCGUGACCCUCGUUGUGCCACUUGUGGGAAACCUCAUAGCGGGGUUUGUCGCCGAGCUGAACAUCUCUGUUUCAAUUGUGGAGAUGCAGGUCACCUGGUUAAAGAGUGCCCUAAGUUUAACCCUAGAGCUAAUAAUAGGGGAAAUGCCAGACUUACUACUAAUGAUGCAACUAAUACCUCAGGUAUGAUUUUCGGUUAA